CACUGUGAAGAGCGAAGCAGUUUCAGAUCAGAGCUGUGCUGGUGUCAUACGGCUUUCUUGUCUUUAAUGCUGAACCCGAUCAUGAUCAUAGAUCUGCUUUGGAUGAUCCUGCCAGUGUUUCUAGUCUGUGCAGAGGCCGAGAAUGUGACUGAGGUCGAGGUGAAGCUGGGUCACAAUAUCACCUUGAGCUGCUCUACGGACAUUUCAAACAUAUACUGGUACAUGCAGAUCUACGGCCAGCUCAGUGUGUUUAUCGGCCGUACUUUCUCUGGAAACCAUGAACACAACUACUGCUCUCCAAGUUUAAAAACCAAAUAUUCUCUCCGGGAAAACACACUUGUGAUUACAAACGUCACAGCAGGGGAUUGCAGGUUUUACUUCUGUGCCAAGAAGAUAAGGAGCAACAUUAGUUAUGUGGACACUUUUCGCCUUGUCUCAGAUGUUCCUCCAACUCCACCCACCAAUGAUUCUCAACCAGACCAACACCAGGAGCAGCACAACUGGACAAUAUGGCAGAGUAAUUAUGUCAUGUAUGGCUCACUCACCCUAAAUGCUUUCUUCAUCUUAGUUACAAUAGGUCUGGCUUUUGCGUUGCUAUGUUUAAAGAAGAAGAAGAAGAAGAGGAAGAAACAGAAGCAGAAAGAGAAGGACUACAACCACCAAGUGAAUGAUUCGUCUCUUUUGAUCUACGAGAACAUACAGAUCCCAGUGACUGUGCAGAACUAAUCCAGACCCUUGUAACCAUGAACUAGCUUAAGUUCCAGCUAACUGCUAAAACAUUAGCACUGACAGCUAGCAUAAAAAAUAUCCACAUACAAUCACAAUAAACAAGAUUUAAGUUUGAAGACUUUAACUACAGAGCAGACAGUGAUAUUACAGAAAUAAAUGAAGUAAAAAAAACUUACUUCUUACCUCAAAAUGAGUUUUUUCCUCCUAAAACAGUCUGUGUCUGUCACAGGGAGCUACUUCCUCACAGGUGGAAUAAAGACUAGACUGAGCAGGUACAGAGUGAAUCAGGUGAUUCAUUACUUGUUCCUGAUGUGAGGAAUUGGAAGUCUUAGAACUAACCCAUGUGACAACCAUCCCCAGUCUCCAAAAUGGAAUCAUUUACAAAGUCUGGGCCUGUGAAGAUUGUUUUUCUGCCACUGAUGCUAUAUAGGACUAUAUGACAUAAUCUCGUAUUACACCUUUUCUUCUUCUACUGCUAACAGUCCAGUCAGUGGUGCUGUUCCUGUGCUGCACUCAGUAUUCCUGCUGUGUUUCAGUAUUAGCAGAUCCACCUCUCCACCUCCAGAGUCCCUCCACCUGCAGCUCCUCCUCACGAGCGUGGACAGACUCCAGUUUCACGCCUGCAACAACCUUUAGCCAAACGUGUUUAUGGUGGUUUAAGAUUCAAUAUUUGUAUUUGUUUGUGUUUCUUUUGUUCUGCACUCUGAUUGUUCACUUAUGCAUUUGUAGAGAAACAGCUCAAGUACAUUUGUUUAUUUUGGUUUUUUUUAUUGAAUAGCUAACACAAACAGGAACAUAAUUUCUUCUUCUUUCUUCUUUUCCUCAAACUAGUUAGUGAUAGAAAUAUGUACUGGAUGUUUUUAGAAAGAAUUUGUGUCUUAACAGUGAGGCAAUCUGAAUAAAACACAUUUUAAAAAAAGAAAUGAAGUAUUAAUUACUCUGGGAAUGUCUUGCUUUUUAUAAGCAGAACUAUAAGAUUCCUGCCCUGCCUUAUUCAACUGUAGUAUGGUAUAUUAUGCUUACAUGUAGCUUUUUAUAUAAUAUUGUUAUAGUUUUCCUAUAUGGUAAUUGAGUCUAAUCUGUGUUUACAUACAUCUCUUACACAUCUGCCUGUGUUGAAAGAAAAUUUGUUUUGUUUUUUUUCUGGACUGAAGGUGUUUCUGAAGUUAUGUUAUAAAUUUUAAACAAAACAACUAACUACAAGCUA
Messenger RNA from Seriola aureovittata, 1936 nucleotides. RefSeq lists its product as uncharacterized. Bases 67 to 726 code for a protein of 219 amino acids. The record is from RefSeq and is a predicted model, not a curated record. Lineage: Eukaryota; Metazoa; Chordata; Actinopteri; Carangiformes; Carangidae. The transcript has 4 exons.